CUCAUAAAAUGGCAUUCAAGUUUGUGGCCCUCCUCGCUCUGAUCGCCGCCGCCAGCGCCGGUGUCCUGCCCGCCGCCCAGGUGUACCACCAUGCUGCUCCCGUGGUGGCCACCUAUGCGGCACCAGCUCCCGCCAUCCUGAAGACCGUGGCCCAUCCGGUGGUGGCCAAGGCCGAUGAGGAGUACGACCCGCAUCCGCAGUACAAGUACGCCUACGAUGUGCAGGACGCCCUCUCCGGCGACUCCAAGAGCCAGGUGGAGGAGCGCGACGGCGACGUGGUGCGCGGCGAGUACUCCCUGAUCGAUGCCGAUGGCUUCAAGCGCACGGUGCAGUACACCGCCGAUCCCAUCAACGGAUUCAAUGCCGUGGUCAACCGCGAGCCGCUGGAGAAGACCGUGGUCAAGAGCGUGGCUCCAGUGGCUGCCGUGGCUCCCGUCUACGCCGCCUAUCACCACUAA
Messenger RNA from Drosophila teissieri, 458 nucleotides. RefSeq names its product larval cuticle protein A2B (gene Cpr5C). The transcript is spliced from 2 exons. The coding region runs from base 9 to 458 and encodes 149 amino acids. Gene Ontology annotation, cellular component: extracellular matrix. The record is from RefSeq and is a predicted model, not a curated record. NCBI's taxonomy places the organism in Eukaryota, Metazoa, Arthropoda, Insecta, Diptera, Drosophilidae.